AAAAAUUCUAAAUAAUAACAAUAACAAUAAUAAUACUAAUAAUAAAUACAGAGAAUCUAAACUCCUCAAGUAAAAGAGCCCUUGGCGGUUGUUUGGUUCUGAAAACAAGGAUUUACAAAAACUCCAACUUUACGAAACAAGAACCGACCUUGAAGAACUUGCAACUCCCAUGUCGUUGAACAGCUUCAAAGAGACCCUCAAGUCCUGCACAAACCUAUCAUCAUCCUCCUCCUCCUCGACGCCCAUCUCAUCUUAUUCACAACCUUCAAUUUCCCAUCAAUUUGACCUCGCAACAAUCCCCAGAAAACCCCCUAAAUCUUCUCUCUCUCAGCAGCUUCUGCGCCUCCAAGACCCAUUAUCUUUGCCUCAACCCCAAUCACAAAGUCAGCCAAAACAGACCCAAUUUGACGACGAAGGUGAUGAUGAAGACGAAGAAGAUGGAAAACACAGUGGGUUCGGGAGGCCCAAAUUGGAUUCUUUCCAAUUUGAACAUACAGGUCCCUUUGAACCAUUGGUUCUGUCCUUGCCCGGUGAAAUGCCAGUGGUUCAGGUUCCUGCCUCCAUAAACUGUAGGCUUCUGGAACAUCAAAGAGCAGGAGUGAAAUUUCUGUACAACUUGCAUAAGAACAACCAUGGAGGCAUCCUUGGAGAUGACAUGGGACUGGGGAAGACAAUCCAAACAAUAGCUUUCCUGGCUGCUGUGUUUGGAAAAGAUGGAGAGUAUGGUGAUUCCAGAACAUCAAAAGGAGAACAGGGCAGGAAGAUGGGCCCUGCACUAGUAGUUUGCCCUACUUCUGUCAUUCACAACUGGGAAAGCGAAUUUUCUAAGUGGUCAACCUUCAGUGUCUCUAUUUAUCAUGGUGCAAACCGAGAUCUAAUUCUUGAGAAACUAGAAGCAUCUGGAGUUGAGAUACUUAUAACUAGUUUCGACACAUAUAGGAUUCAUGGUAGCAUUUUGUUAGAGGUUCAGUGGGAGAUUGUGAUCAUCGAUGAGGCACAUCGGCUUAAGAACGAAAAAUCAAAACUUUAUAAAGCAUGCUUAGAAAUUAAAACCCGAAAACGCUUUGGUCUCACAGGAACUAUAUUGCAGAACAAAAUUAUGGAACUGUUCAAUCUCUUUGACUGGGCUGUGCCUGGAUGUUUGGGAACGCGUGAACAUUUUCGGGACUAUUACGAUGAACCCCUCAAGCAUGGGCAGAGGUCAACUGCUUCGGAAAGAUUUGUCCAGGUCGCUGAUGAGCGUAAACAACAUCUAGUUGCAGUUCUGCGUAAGUAUCUAUUAAGAAGGACAAAAGAGGAGACUAUCGGGCAUCUUAUGAUGGGGAAGGAAGAUAAUGUCGUAUUUUGUGCCAUGAGUGACUUACAGAAGCGUGUUUAUAGGAGGAUGUUACAACUGCCCGAUAUCCAAUGCCUCAUAAAUAAAGACCUCCCUUGUAGCUGUGGAAGCCCACUUACACAAGUGGAAUGUUGCAAAAGGACUGUUCCUAACGGAAUCAUCUGGCCUUAUCUUCACAGGGAUAAUCCUGAUGGUUGUGAGUCAUGCCCCUUCUGCAUUGUUCUUCCUUGCCUUGUCAAACUCCAGCAGAUAAGCAAUCACCUGGAGCUGAUUAAGCCCAAUCCCAGGGAUGACCAAGAUAAACAAAGGAAAGAUGCAAAAUUUGCCUCUGCUAUAUUUGGUACUGAUAUAGAUUUGGUUGGAGGAAACACUCGGAAUGAGAGUUUUAUUGGCCUGAGUGAUGUUAAACAUUGUGGCAAAAUGAGAGCAUUGGAAAAAUUGAUGUUCACUUGGGUUACAAAGGGUGACAAAAUUCUACUCUUCAGUUAUUCUGUGAGGAUGUUGGACAUACUAGAAAAGUUUCUUAUACGCAAAGGCUACUGCUUCUCAAGACUUGAUGGUUCUACUCCUACAGGUAUGCGUCAGUCUCUUGUUGACGACUUCAACUCAAGUCCAAGCAAACAGGUGUUCCUUAUAUCAACUCGAGCUGGUGGGCUUGGACUGAAUCUUGUCAGUGCAAAUCGUGUGGUAAUAUUUGACCCAAAUUGGAAUCCUGCUCAAGACUUACAGGCUCAAGACAGGUCAUUUCGUUUUGGGCAGAAGCGGCAUGUUGUGGUUUUCCGCCUUCUUUCCGCUGGUUCUCUUGAGGAACUUGUGUAUUCUCGGCAGGUGUACAAACAACAAUUAUCAAAUAUUGCUGUUUCUGGGAAAAUCGAAAAACGAUAUUUUGAAGGUGUCCAGGACUGCAAACAAUUUCAAGGGGAGCUUUUUGGAAUCUCUAACCUAUUUCGGGAUCUGUCUGAUAAGCUUUUUACAAGUGAGAUCAUUGAAUUACAUGAAAAACAUGGACAAGAACACGGGCGCAUCUGCAGUAAGCAACAGGAUUUAACUGAGCUUGGGAUGUAUCUCGUCCCGUUAAAGGAAGCAAAUGAGGCCAUAUUAACAAGGUCUGAAACCAAUAAGCCUAAAGAUACAGAGAGGUCUAAGAUAACUAAACCAGUGCUCAAUGCCCUGGGUAUUGUAUAUGCUCAUCGUAACGAAGACGUUGUCAACUGUGGACCUGGAGUCCAAAGAGAGGAAAAAGUUAGCAUACACCAGAAUGAUAGCUUGAGGCAACCAGGUUUCGCUGCUGCGGGCAGAAGAAAAUUAGAUGCAGCAGGUGGGAAAGAGAAUGCUGCUUCUUCCAAAUUGCGGAAGAAGAGCCAAUAUAGCCUCCUUUCUCAGUUCAUGGGCAUGGAAGAGGUCGAAUUUAGCAAGUGGUUACUGUCUGCAACUCCUGCAGAACGAGAUAAAGUGCUUCGAGACUAUAAGAAAAGAAGGUAAAAGAAACCUGAUGGUUGAAGAGCGCGUCCUUGUAAAUAAAAGGAUUGUUUUACCAAAUGUACUGUAUUUGUACUGUACAUUAAUCUACGAAUACACUGAUCCCUCGGUUUUGUUAGCAUUACUUUGUUUAAGUUCGUACUGAUUUUAGGCAACUUAAAGCAUCUAAUUAUAGUGCGCGAUUAUUUGGCCCUACUUUUUGGAGGGUAUAUGGUCAACAUAAAACAUCAUGUUUUUUUCUUU
Cornus florida is the source of this 3058-nucleotide messenger RNA. RefSeq names its product switch 2. The record is from RefSeq and is a predicted model, not a curated record. The transcript has 8 exons. Bases 170 to 2818 code for a protein of 882 amino acids. Lineage: Eukaryota; Viridiplantae; Streptophyta; Magnoliopsida; Cornales; Cornaceae. Gene Ontology annotation, molecular function: ATP-dependent chromatin remodeler activity; ATP binding.